AUGUCGAACCAAGUCUCAGAAAGCACGACGAACGAAAGCUUCAUGAUGCAAGAUAUAGGGAACAUGCAGUCGCUCACUCUGAACGAUCUUCCCGACAUCAUCAGACAGACAGAGCUCAGCGUCGAGGUACUCGAGGCGAAAGAAGCAGAACUGGAGGGUGCAUGA
Molecule: messenger RNA, 165 nt
Organism: Marasmius oreades (fairy-ring Marasmius)
Lineage: Eukaryota; Fungi; Basidiomycota; Agaricomycetes; Agaricales; Marasmiaceae
Exons: 1
Coding region: 1-165 (54 amino acids)
Source: RefSeq, a predicted model, not a curated record